This is a messenger RNA of Paraglomus occultum, 306 nucleotides long. Lineage: Eukaryota; Fungi; Glomeromycota; Glomeromycetes; Paraglomerales; Paraglomeraceae. The record is from the annotation of a GenBank genome assembly.
AUGUCUCAAGCAAAGAAUGUCGUAAACCAGGCAAUUACCGACAAUCGCAUCGCUGUCUUUGGUAAGGGCCAUUGCAAAUACACAAGAAAAGUAAGACAAGCGUUAGACGAUCUUCAACUUGAAUACUGGACAAUCGAUCUAGAUUCUGAUGAAAACGGAGAAGAAAUCCAGAACUACCUCUUUCUCAGAACAGGUCAACGCACUGUUCCGAAUAUAUUCAUCAAUAAAAGACACGUCGGUGGAUCGGACAAUUUUAUGAAGAUUAAAAACAGCGGUCACUUGCAAGUACUUCUUGAUAGAAAUUGA